UUGCCCGAAUAGUUUUAAAAUUCUCCUGAAAUGUCAUCACGAGGUGUCAAGAAGCGUCAAAAGCCAAUGUCCAAGUCUCAAAGAGCCAAUGUAACUUUUCCUGUAGGCAGAAUGAAGAGAUUUCUCAAGAUGGGAACUCACCGGCUUCGUAUUGGGAUCGGUUCUCCGGUGUAUAUGGCUGCUGUAAUCGAAUAUCUGACAGCUGAAGUAUUGGAGUUAGCUGGCAAUGCUGCCAGGGACAACAAGAAGGGCCGUAUUACACCUCGCCAUAUUUUGCUAGCUAUUGCUAAUGACGAGGAGUUGCAUUGUUUAUUAAAGAAUGUAACAAUUGCUUCUGGUGGAGUGUUACCAAAGAUUCACCCAGAACUUUUAGCUAAGAAGAAAGGUGGAAAAUUUAUCUUGAGUAAUAAUGUUCCACUGACAGUGCCCUACAAGAAACCGAUCGCCACAAAACCUUUAGUUUACAAAAAACAGACUACGGCAGCAACGAGCCCUGCAUCUCCUGCCCCUGGUUCACCCUCUACAGCUAAAGUGAGGGGGAAAAUCGGAAAAGCCAAGGAAGCGGCAGCAGCAUCUCCUUUAGUCCCAUCCAUCACCAUUUUAUCAGAGAAGAAACUAUUUCUUGGACAGAAGCUGACUUUGGUGCAAGGGGACAUCACUGGCAUGACAGCUGAGGCUUUAGUCCAUCCAACUAAUGCAAUUCUAGCCAUGGUGGGAGAAGUAGGCCAGGCCUUAGAAAGAAAAGGAGGCAAAGACUUUUUGCAGGAGGUGCAUUCACUCAAACAGACGCAUGGCAAUUUGGAUACAGCUGAAGCGGUGGUUUGCCCAGGCCAUAAUUUUACGGCUCGUUGGGUGAUUCACAUCAACUUGCCUAGCUUCAAUGAAGCAGAUUCUAUGGACAAGCUGGAGAAAGCCGUACACAACUGUCUCACAGUAGCUGAUCAGCGAAACAUCAAGUCUCUGGCUCUGCCAGCCAUCGGUAGUGGCAGGGCUGGGUUUCCCAAACAACAAGCUGCUAACACAGUGCUGAGGUCCAUCUCAAGUUACUUCUCUUCCACACUGUCUUCCUCUGUCAAACAGAUAUAUUUUGUGCUCUGGGACAUGGAGAGUAUUGGUAUAUAUACAGCAGAGCUGGCUAAGCUAGAUUCAUAGAAUUGACUGUAUUUAGUACUCAGCCAAAACUGGAUUGUUAUUUGUAAACUAACUGUGCAUUUGGGAUCAUCAACCAAUAAACUAUCAACCAACUAUCAAAGAUGUUCUUUAAAUAUUCAGGGUGUUUGAAUAUCUCAAAACCGUAAUAUGGCAACAACACUUUGACUUAGUGGUUGAACUCUCAAAAAUGAUUAAAAAAGGUUGUCCUAAAUGUAGUUAGGCUACUUCACAAAUAUUAUUAGCUAAGUUGCCUUACCUAAAUGGUAAAUGGCGUUGAUGAUUUAAAAUUAAAACCUUAAUUUUUUUACUGAUACACUUCUAUGUCCUUGUAGAAUUAGUAGAACAAUGUAAGCUUUGAGUGAAUUGCCAUAUACAUUGUUGUAUUCAAACUUUAUAGUGAAUUUAAAUUGGUUAACAAGUAUAAUCCAGUCGUGGCAGAUUCCAAGUGAGAUCUUAGACUUGUAGGUCUGUUUAAAGGCCAGUACCACAUGACCAAUAGGAUAAUUACGUGUUAAGAUUAUGUUGUUUCAGUGAACUUAGUCAUUUAUGUGAUUAUGUCAAAGUAUCAAGCUACCAAUGCUCUAGGAAGGAUCUGAUAAAAUCAAUCAAUAUUAUCGCUAGAAUGUUAAAAGUAAAUUACCAAGAAGGGAAGAAAAAACCAUACAGAUAACAUGCAAUAUCUGUAUAUAUGGCCCAGACUGUCUAGGCUGUAAAUGGAGCUUACACAAAAGGUGCAUAUUUAUAUGCUAGACCUCAUAGUGUUAUUACACCCUUUCUCAUGUGUUGAGGUACGGUACUCUAAAUUCAGGUUAAUUACAAAUUGUUUAUUCAAAGUUUGAUACAUCAAUGAAGUAAUAACAAAACUUCUUCCACCAAAGUGAGUAAAAGAUAAAAUCAAGCUGGUGUAAUGUCUUCAGUCCUCAAGGUCUCGGGUUCAAAUCCCACCAAUCACCAAUGGAUUAUCCAAGUGAUAAUGCCGCAACCUCUAGCCUAGUCCAAAGUAAUGUGAAAAACAAUCCCAGAAAAAAAGAGUUAUGAUAAGAAUUAAUGAAUUAAUUGCUCUUCUUUAUGUGUGAUUUAGAACCCAAAUGAGAGUCUAUAUAAAUAAAAAAAUAAUAAACCUAGACAUCGAGUUGUUAACAGGGUGUCCAGCCAACCUGGAAAAGUGAAAACGAGAAUAAAUUUUUAUUAGCAAAAAAUCUCAGAAUAAUACAUACAUUUUGUAGAUAAGUUGAAAAUUUUAAUUUUUGAAUAGUAGCCUACCUGAAAAAUCCGCCCGAAAACUCAGAUUUUUCUUAUUUUUUGUAGUUAAUAAUCACAAUCAAGGGUGAUCACAGAUACAUGACAUGGUGAAGGUGUUGACAUGACUACUGGAUGUCGCGAUCGCGCAAGAAAUCGUCAUUCGUUUAAACAUGAUUGCUAGAAAUUAUCACUGAUUUUACUGCGAUUGUGUGAGACUUGCAAGGUUACUGCAAUUCUGUCUUGUUGGAUGUUGCUGUGAUUGUGAAAAAUCAUCAGGAAUGUUGCAGGAAAACAUACUGGAUGUUACCAUCACAAAUUUUGCCGCGAUGGAAUGGUAUGAUCAACAAUGUGGCUGCGAUCACAAGCCCUAACUAUCACAACACUUUCCAAAGGGUUUUUAAUGUAUCCUAACUAAGGAAAUAAAACAAGAUUUGCCAAUUUUUUUAGAAGCAAGUUUUGUCCUGGAAAUAUAACUUUUUGAACCUGAAAAUUCUGGAAUUGUGCUUAAAUUUUAUUUUGAUGAGUCGCUGGACACCCUGUUAGUAUCUAGACUGAAAGCUGACAUACAAAAAUGAGGCAAAACUAGGUAUAUUUUGUGUUGAAUGUUUUUUGCAAUCAAAGAUUUGCAUGUCAACAAUGUUAGAGCUUUUACAUAACAAGAAACCACGCACAAGUUGUUAUUCUAACUUAAGAUUCAAUCAUUAUAGAACAUUAGGUGUGAUGUAAUGUUUGUAAUUGGUAAUUCAUCAUAAUGUGAUGUAGGAGAAAGGAUAUAGGAGGUACUGGUAUUUGAUGAAACUGAUUAAACAAUAUGCAGAAUGUAUACACUUUCAUUGUCAGGAAACAGUACGCCCAAGUAGAUUCAAAUCACGCACAAACCUACAUAAUAUGCACAACAUAACUAAUUGUAUUUUACAUGUAUCUGCUAGUUGAAUCUCAAGGACAAGAUGAUAAAUCUAUCUUGGCUUCUAACAAACCUCAAUAAGGAGGGAACUGUGAAAACAAGUCUACAUUUAUCAUUUUAUUUAUUUAGAGUCUGUAGAGUAAUCUGUGUUGCAAUAUUAAAUGUGGUUUUAUGUUGAUUCCUCUUUGUAUUGUUGGGAAUAAAUGUAUUGAUGUUAAAAAUUACAGGCACAGAAAUUAUGAUUUUGAAGUCUUAAAUGUUUCAUUUUACAAAUAUCAUCAUGUACAGGAGAACUAGUUAAUGUUUUUACAUUUUACAAAUAUAUAGGCCUACAAGAGAACUAGUUAAUAAUUAUUAGUGUGUACACAUCAUCAUAGGGGCUUAGGAAUAAUUUGUUUAAUGACUACUGUAUAAAGAUACAUGAUCAUGCAAGUUGGAAUUAGCCCACAGAUAGUUCAGUUGUAGUCCGUAGUUGGUGCUAACAAAGAGCCGCCUGUCACCCUUUGGAAUACCGCACAAAGCUAGUGCCACCCGAACGCACAAUUUCGCACAAAAUUGUUGAUUUGCUAGUUUGAUGAAAUGUUACACUUUUCUCAGAUCUCUACCGCUGUGCCUAUUAGUGGUUUUUAAGUUAAAUGCCUGUAUAAGUUGGUCAUAACAUUUUAAAAGUAGAAAGAUAAUUUGUUUGAAUGUUUUUUAUCCCUAUUAAACUUCUAAUCUAAUUUUCCUAUAAAUUCAACAUAAUGUUAACAACUAUUAGUUACAAGUAAACUAUUUGCAACCUUGUACAUUUAGGUUUGAUGCAGAUAGCUGUUGGACAAGGUUCUGAAUUGCAGAAAGCAAGUUCUAAAAUAUCAUGAAUAUUGCACUGGCGAUUCUUUAUUACGCUCUUUUUCUUUGCUGAAACUGUCAAAAGUGUCAAGCUUGUUACUAUUUACUGGAUGUUUUACUUUAUUGUAGGAUUGAUACAUUUGUUUGUAAUAUAUAGUGGUUUUUUUUUUUAAUAUUUAUUUAAUCUAUUAAAGUAAAUCAUCUUACUAUUUGAAUCAUACUAAAACAUUCAGUCUAGUUAUUUUAAUUUUAUAUUUGAAUUUAUUUAACAACAUUGUUGCUGACUUUUCCUAGCUACAAGAAAAAUUAUUACCUAAUUAAUAAAUACUUAAUUCAUUUUCAAGAGUUCUGUGUCCUUUUGUAAAAAAAUACCACAAAUAUUAGACAGUGAUUUCUAUAUUAAUUACUCAUUGUUAAUUACUCAUUACAGCAUUGUCUAGCAGAUUUACCUGUCAAUUAUAACAUACUAGCAGUUAACCUGAGAUAAAUUGCAUAAUAUCUUAGAGCAUUGGUGUUGAUACUGGUUGUAGUUGUAAAGGCUUUAUAAUUUUCAACCUUACAACUACUGUAUUUCAUAAAAAAACAUUCCUUAGAAAAUUAUUUGUUAUUGUAAUAUGUUAUGUUUUUGUUUUGUUCUGAUAGUUCUAUUACAAAUACUGUUUAUAUAGACAUUAUAUCGUUGGUAUAUGCUGGAAAAGUUAAGUGAUCAAUUAGGUAUGCUAGAUGUACUAGACCAAGGCCCCACUAGAAAAACAGGCCAUGCUGAAGCACGUCAUCGCAACACUACGUCACAGUGGUGGAUAGUUGUACUAAACUCUUACCAUUAAAAUCUUACAAACAGCCAGCUUGUUUAUUUAGCUAAAACUUAUGGGAAUGGUGAUGACAAUGAAUUUAUCAAUGAAAUCUAUCCACUAGUGUGACGUCAUGGAUCCUGCAGCAUGGCCUGUUUUUUCUAGUGGGGCCUUGACUAGACCCAACAAUGGUAUGAAACAGUUAAUUACAAUCUCAUUAAAACAUUUUUUGAUUUUUAUAGAUUAUAAAGUGAGUUAAAUUUUUGUUUUAUUUUACAACUUGUUGAUUAUGUAAAGAGUUUAAUUCAAUACAGUAGUUAUGUUUUAAUUUUUAAUUGUUGGAGUUUUCCAUGAUUUGUUAUACACAUUUGGUGUUUUUUUUUUUGUGAUUUGAUAAUUAUUUUUGUUAAAUUUUACAUAGAGAAGUAAGGUUCAGAGUAAACUUGCUUAUGGGAAUACCGUGCACUUUCGGCUCUAGUUUGUUUUACACGCUACGGCCAAUCUUCUUUUGAUAAGCAAUGAAGAGCCCAAGUUCGGAAGUUCCUAUCGCACAGGACAUAGGGUCUUCCUCCAGCAUGAAAGUUGUACGUGAAUGUGAAGGGGGAAGGAGUGCGAGGGGGGUUAGGAGAUGUUGCAGUGUUGAACUUUACCCCAGUUACCAGUGACUAGUGUUAGACACCACUUAGGUGCACCAUAAAUUAAAUGUUUCCUCUUUACCUUAUUUUCCUGUGGUUCUUAGACUAUAAACAAGUAUUGAGCUUUUGGCUCAAAGGCUUUAAAUACAUUUUAGAAGAGAUCUCUUUUGAAGUAGUCCAACAUUUAUUGGCUUCUGGGUUCCAGAAUCUUGUGGCAAGCUUGUCCAUUAAGGUACCUUUCUAUUAUAGACAAGUCAAGUACCUGGUAGGUUUUGAGUGGCAAGUUUGUCUCCUUGUCUGUAGCACAUUUUAAAAAUAAUUUGAAACCAUGAAAAUCAUUAUCGUCAAUUGGAAAAGCUAAUCUAUAGUACAUGACAAGAUGAGAAGUUUAAUUCUACUGCAUCAUAUUCUUUAUCCAUACCAUACAAAAAUGUUCAUCCCAAAUAUGUCUUGUUCCAAGGUGCUACAGUUUGGCUUGUGCAUUUUUGAUAUUUAUACAUAUAAGAUUUUUUUAUAAGAUAUUUAUACGGGAAAAUUUUUAUAAAAUUAUAAUUGUAAAUUCGUCAUUUUAAGCACUUUGACGAAAAAACUGUUCUCAUCUUCUUCAUUUAGUAUCAAAAAUAAAUAGGCUAUAACAUAUUAAUUUCGAUACGAAAACAACAGUAAAAUUAUUUUAUUUUGACAUUUAGUAUAAAAAAUAUAUAAUAUAUAUAUUUUUAUGACAAGAUUUUCAUCAUAUGUUUGAAUAUAUAUUCUACUACAUAAAUGCCUCUUGCUCUUAAAUUUUUUUAAGUCCAACUAAAUGCCUUUCCUUUUAGUAACAAAAUUAUUAAGUGGUCCAGUAAGAUCGGCCUAUUUUUAAGAUCCUCCUAAGUGGUCGAUUUUGAAGACGCGCCGAAUCUGCGUGAAAACACACUCCGUGUGGCAUACCUCAUUACAUUUAAUGCUGCCCAUAUUUCUCGCAUUUUUUUACGCUGAAUUCUUGCGUGAAAAAACGCCCGUGUGGCCGUAGCCUAAGAGUAAGCGUAUGACUCCCUCAAAUUCACCGGGGUGGCUCGGUGGCUGCCGCGAGGCUCGGGUUCCGUCAUCGCCGCCGAGCUGUCAAACGUUGUUUGAUAUUAUUUUGUGUUUUAAAUGUCGUUUGUAAGUUUUUAAUCGAUACAACGAUUGAUAUAGGCCAAUUCAUAAUAAAUAAGACAUAUUUUAGGCACAUGUAUCUGUCUGUCCUUUAUUAUUUUAUUUUCAUUCCAAAACAUUAACUUAUUUCUAGCGAUAGUAAGGCCUCGCCGGGCAGGCCUAGCUGGGCAGGCCUCGCUGGGCAGGCCUCGCUGGGCAGGCCUCGCGCGAGGCCUUCUCCGGCGCGAUGCCUGGAGCGGCAGCUCCACUCGCUCCACCCUAAGGAAGGCGCUGCUUUGAACUAAAUCAGUAUAUUGUCAGACUCAUAAUAGUAUACAAUUUUAAUAUUUUUAUUAGCAUUUUGUUGCUUUUACAUUUAAAGAUGAGUUAGGUCAAAUCAAUUGACAGUCCUUGACAAACAAUAUGCUUUUUAUUUGUUAAAAUAAAAUAUAAUUAGGAAUACAUUUACAUUUCAUAUUUCUAAAAUAAAUCUUCUAUAUUAUAUAUUCUAUACUGUAUAUUCUAUAUUCUUUUACGCUACAUGGAACUUUGUGAACAAUAAUGCUUUUUUGGUUUAAGAUUUAAGAUUUAACCCCACAUAUUAUACCAAAAUGUUCGUCUAGGUGUGUAGAUUUGCAAACUGACCUUACAUUUAUGAAAAAGUCCCUUCGGCUCUGCCCGAGUGGCUUUUUAAGUUCCUAUGUUUUCCUUAUUAUAGAACAUAUUUGUUUACAUUAUGAUCAGCUGGAUAAUUUAAUUUCUGUUAAUAUUUUAAUUGCAAUUUAAGGAAAUGUGUGCUACAAACAUUUACUGACUUGGUUGAAAUGAAAUAUUUUCUAUUUGAAUUUGGGUUGGCGUAAAUAUUACAAUGGAAAAAAGCAAGAAACACAAUUUGACAUAUUUGAUAUACUAAAAAGAUAACUGAAUAAACACUGUGCUGCAUUUCUUGAGCAAUCAUUGAAAGAGCCAAUUUGCAAACUAUGGAAACAUAGGAAAGUCAAAGAACACCACCUAGUAAAAUAAAAUAAAAUAAUGUUUUUUCUUAAUUUAUAAUCGUUAUUAUGGACAACCUAAUGCGGAUAUGAGUGGGAAAUAUUUGUAGAAAACACUAAAAAAAGCUUUUGAAAAAUGAUAAGAUUUUUACAAGAAAUGUUGAUUAUAUAGAUCUGUUAUGUACAUUGUGAUUAUUUCCAUAAUCUUUUUUAUCAACUCUUUUAAAGACAUCGGAAGCGAUUACUGAUAUUCGUUUUAAAUUAACACCUGUAAUGUAAUACUUCGCAAUUGCUCUAACUCGAGCAACCGGUACUCUAGUCAAUAUUAAAACUUAAAAAAAUAGUAUGUAAAUUUGUUAUUAUAUGAUUGAGUUCUCUGCUACAUAACAUCUGCGAGACCCAGGGCUAUGUUGGACCACUUGUGAGUUGAGCGUUGUAAGUUGGUGGCUUUAGUGACUGCACAAUAUCCUCUUUGCACAUUGUGAUUGUGAUGUUUCUACUGUGUGUCUUGUAGUUGAUUUAUACAUUGAUUAAACUACAAUAGAUGUUGAAAAA
This is a messenger RNA of Macrosteles quadrilineatus (aster leafhopper), 8218 nucleotides long. Its product is annotated as core histone macro-H2A.1-like. Gene Ontology annotation, molecular function: structural constituent of chromatin; DNA binding; protein heterodimerization activity. The record is from RefSeq and is a predicted model, not a curated record. The coding region runs from base 31 to 1152 and encodes 373 amino acids. The transcript is spliced from 8 exons. Lineage: Eukaryota; Metazoa; Arthropoda; Insecta; Hemiptera; Cicadellidae. Gene Ontology annotation, cellular component: nucleosome.